Lepus europaeus (European hare) is the source of this 1908-nucleotide messenger RNA. It is a transcript of the gene GRK4, whose product is annotated as G protein-coupled receptor kinase 4. Gene Ontology annotation, cellular component: cytoplasm. Gene Ontology annotation, molecular function: ATP binding; G protein-coupled receptor kinase activity. Bases 89 to 1807 code for a protein of 572 amino acids. The record is from RefSeq and is a predicted model, not a curated record. The transcript has 16 exons. Gene Ontology annotation, biological process: signal transduction; protein phosphorylation; regulation of signal transduction. Lineage: Eukaryota; Metazoa; Chordata; Mammalia; Lagomorpha; Leporidae.
CGCGGCGGCGCCGCCUCCUCCUCCUCCUCCUCCUCGUCCUCCUCGUCCUCCUGGAAAGCGCGGGUUUUCGCGGCCGCGGCGGCGAGCCAUGGAGAUCGAGAACCUCACGGCCAACACGCUGCUGCUGAAGGCGCGCCUAGGAGGAUAUGGCAAAAAAAGCGGUCGCAGUAAAAAGUGGAAGGAGCUACUGAAGCUGCCCGCUGUGAGCCAGUGCAGCGAGCUCAGACAGUCCAUUGAAAGGGAUUAUUGUAGUCUUUGUGACAAACAACCAAUAGGAAGACUUCUCUUCAGGCAAUUUUGUGACACAAAACCUGAUCUAAAGAGGCGCAUUGAAUUCUUGGACGCAGUGGCAGAAUAUGAAGUUGCCAUAGAUGAGGACCAAGAACAUUGUGGACUGUGCAUUCUAGAGGGAUUCUUCGGCAAUGAGAAAUUGGCAGUCUGUUUACCAGAAAUACCUCCAGGUGUUGUGAAAGAAUGUAAACUGAGGCUGAAGCAGGACCCUUCCAAAAAAGCCUUUGAGGAAUGCACUGGAAUUGUCCAUAGCUAUUUAAGCAAAAAACCAUUUGAAGAAUACCAAGAAAGCUCAUAUUUUUCUCGUUUUUUACAAUGGAAAUGGCUGGAAAGGCAACCAGUAACAAAGAACACAUUUAGACAUUACAGAGUUCUGGGAAAAGGCGGAUUUGGAGAGGUUUGUGCCUGUCAAGUGCGAGCCACAGGAAAAAUGUACGCCUGUAAAAAGCUAGAAAAAAAAAGAAUAAAGAAGAGGAAAGGUGAAGCCAUGGCUUUGAACGAGAAAAAACUGCUAGAAAAAGUGAACAGCAGAUUUGUAGUUAGUUUAGCCUACACUUACGAAACCAGAGACACCUUGUGUUUGGUGCUGACCAUCAUGAAUGGAGGGGACUUGAAGUUUCACAUUUACAACCUGGGCAAUCCUGGCUUUGAUGAGCAGCGAGCUGUCUUCUACGCUGCCGAGCUGUGCUGCGGUCUGGAGGAUUUGCAGAGGGAACGGAUUGCAUACAGAGAUUUAAAGCCUGAGAAUAUUCUCCUCGACGACCAUGGACAUAUCCGGAUUUCGGAUCUUGGCUUGGCCCUGGAGGUCCCAGAAGGGGAGACAGUUCGAGGAAGGGUCGGAACAGUCGGCUACAUGGCUCCUGAAGUUAUCGAUAAUGAAAACUACACCUUUAGCCCUGAUUGGUGGGGGCUCGGCUGUCUGAUUUAUGAGAUGAUCCAGGGACAUUCUCCGUUCAGGAAAUUUAAAGAGAAAGUGAAGCGGGAGGAGAUCGAGCGCAGAGUGAAGAUGGACACUGAGGUUUAUUCCGCCAAGUUCUCCGAGGAUGCCAGGUCCAUCUGCAGGAUGUUGCUCACCAAGAACCCCAAGGACCGGCUGGGCUGCAGGGGUGAAGGAGCUGCGGGGGUGAAGCGGCACCCCGUGUUUCAGGACAUCAACUUCAGCAGGCUGGAGGUGCACCUGUUAGCUGCCCCCUUCUGCCCUGAUCCUCAUUCGGUGUACUGUAAGGACGUCGUGGAUAUCGGGCAGUUCUCUGUCAUCAAAGGAGUCUACCUGGACACCACAGACAGCAGCUUCUACGCUCAGUUUGUUACGGGCUGUGUCCCCAUCCCCUGGCAGAAUGAGAUGAUUGAGUCUGGGUGUUUCAAGGACAUCAAUGAAAGUGAAAGUGAGGAAAACCUGGUGGUGGAGGAGAAACGACGCACUUCAGUCCACAAGCCGAAGAGAAGCUUCUUCUACAGACUCUUCCGAAGAGGGGGCUGCCUGAGCGCCGAGAAGGAAGGGGAGCCGCGCCGCUGAGCGCGCGCUGUGCAGGCUGCAGAGCCGACGCAACACGGAGGAGCAGGUGCUGUGUGCUGCCUUGCCCAGGAGCUGAAUAAACGUGUGUGACACAGCCGAAA